Malania oleifera is the source of this 3453-nucleotide messenger RNA. Its product is annotated as kinesin-like protein KIN-UA. The record is from RefSeq and is a predicted model, not a curated record. Gene Ontology annotation, molecular function: microtubule binding; microtubule motor activity; ATP binding. The transcript is spliced from 19 exons. Lineage: Eukaryota; Viridiplantae; Streptophyta; Magnoliopsida; Santalales; Ximeniaceae. Bases 343 to 3114 code for a protein of 923 amino acids. Gene Ontology annotation, biological process: microtubule-based movement.
CCGGACCCACCUAACCGCGACCUGGACGCUUCCCUCUCCCCUGUUCUCCAUUUCCUCCUCCUCUCUGGUCCUCUCUUCCCCCUCUGGCCUCUCUCUCUCUCUCUCUCUCUCUCUCUCUCUCUCUCUCAUCUGAGGGAGCCAGCCCCCGAUAUUUCUGAGUCACACCUCUCACGAUUUGGACCACUUCUGUAGUUCGGUGCCCCUCUGUACCUCUGUUUCUUCAAUUUUCCAUGACUUUCUCUGGGAUAAUUUUCGCUCCCCUCAAGUGAAAGAAAGUUUCUGAGAGAAAAAAUCUGCAGGUUAUUCAAUGGUCGAAGGCUUUUAGGCUGUUCUGGGAGUGUAAUGGCUGCUUCAGGGGCUUACAGAAACGGCACUCAUAGUCACAGGGGCAGUGGGAAGGUCGAGAGGCCUCUCUCUCUCUAUUCGAACACCAAGGCUUCUUCUCUCAAGUCCAAGCCAUCGGUGGCUUCGCCUGCCGCUUCUGGGCUCCGCCGCAGCACCACUGGCUCUCUCGGCGGCUCCGCCGCAGCUCCCAAGGACGAUGCGGGAGUUCCUGGAAGAGUACGAGUAGCUGUAAGGUUACGGCCGCGAAAUGCAGAAGAGUUGGUUGCAGAUGCUGAUUUUGCUGAUUGUGUGGAAUUGCAGCCAGAGCUUAAAAGGCUAAAACUUCGAAAAAACAAUUGGGACUCAGACACCUAUGAGUUUGAUGAAGUGCUUACUGAAUUUGCAUCACAAAAGCGUGUUUAUGAAGUUGUGGCAAAGCCUGUUGUGGAGAGUGUUCUGGAUGGUUACAAUGGGACAGUUAUGGCUUAUGGACAAACUGGUACAGGGAAAACAUACACACUUGGACGACUUGGGGAUGAAGACACAGCUGCUCGUGGAAUAAUGGUGCGUGCGGUGGAAGAUAUUCUGUCAAAUAUUUCUGUGGAGACUGAUUUGGUCUCAGCCUCCUAUUUGCAGCUUUAUAUGGAAACUAUACAGGACCUACUUGAUCCCACUAAUGAUAACAUAUCUAUUGUGGAAGACCCAAAAACUGGAGAUGUUUCGUUACCUGGGGCGACCCUUGUAGAGAUCAGGGACCAGCACAGUUUUGUGGAUUUACUAAGAUUAGGGGAAGCUCAUCGCUUUUCUGCAAACACAAAGUUGAAUACUGAAUCUUCUCGUAGUCAUGCUAUUUUGAUGGUACAAGUUAAGAGGUCUGUCAAGGAAAGAGAUUUAUCUCUUUCAAGUGAAAAUGGUAACAACUCCCAUAUGGUCAAGACCUUUAAGCCUCCUAUCAUACGGAAAGGAAAACUGGUUGUGGUAGACCUUGCAGGUUCAGAGCGUAUUGAUAAGUCAGGGAGUGAAGGACAUACCCUUGAGGAAGCCAAGUCUAUUAAUCUCUCUUUGAGUGCAUUAGGAAAGUGCAUUAAUGCGCUUGCAGAGAAUAGUGCGCAUGUUCCAGUUCGCGACUCAAAGCUUACAAGAUUGCUUCGUGAUUCAUUUGGAGGCACAGCAAGAACUUCACUGGUUGUUACUAUUGGUCCGUCUCCACGUCAUCGAGGAGAGACAGCUAGUACCAUAAUGUUUGGACAAAGGGCUAUGAAGGUGGAGAAUAUGUUGAAAAUAAAGGAAGAAUUUGAUUAUAAAAGUCUUUCUAUAAGGCUUGAAAUACAAUUAGACAAACUCAUAGUGGAACAUGAAAGGCAGCAAAAGGCAUUUGAGGACGAGAUUGAAAAAAUUACCGCAGAAGCACAAAAUCAUAUCUCUGAGGCUGAAAGAAGCUAUGCAGAUGCAUUAGAGGAGGAGAGACUGAAAUAUCAAGAGGACUAUAUUGAAUCAAUAAGAAAGCUAGAGGAAAAAUGGGCAAUGAAUCAGCAAAAACAUGGCAACGAAAAUAGUACUGUGGGGAUAAAAGAUGAUGACCCCAAUAUGACAUCUGAUGCUAAGGCUUCUGUGGUUCGUGCUGUUGAGGAAGUUGCUGCGGUAAAAAAGUUGCUUCAGAGUGAAACUGCUUUGAGAAAGGCUGCUGAAGAGGAAGCCAAUAAUCUUAGAAACCAGCUAGCUCAAUGGAAGAGGUCAGAGGCAGAAGGAAAAUAUGAGAUCUUAACCCUUCGCAAGAUGCUGGAAGAUGAGGCACACCAGAAGGAGAAACGCGAAAAAGAAAUAGCAAUACUGCAAAGCCAGUUGUUGCAAUUAAGUUUUGAAGCUGAUGAGACAAGAAGAAGACUUGAUCAAGGUGGGCCUGGGAAAGUUCUUGGUGGUCUGGAUUUUCUCCCAUCUCAAGUUGGGCACCCACAGGUUAAAGAUUCAGGAAAUGGGGAGAAGGCCUCAAUAGCCACCCUAUUUGAACAAGUGGGAUUGCAUAAGAUCUUGUCACUGCUUGAAGCUGAAGAUGCUGAUGUUCGAAUUCAUGCUGUAAAAGUGGUGGCAAAUCUUGCUGCUGAAGAAACUAAUCAGGAGAAGAUCGUAGAAGCUGGUGGUCUUACAUCCUUGCUGAUGCUUCUUAGAAGCGCGGAGGAUGAGCACAUACAGAGAGUUGCAGCGGGUGCAAUUGCCAAUCUUGCAAUGAAUGAAACCAACCAAGAGCUUAUAAUGGCACAGGGGGGCAUUAAUUUGUUGUCAAUGACGGCAGCCAAUGCUGAGGAUUCUCAAACCCUUCGAAUGGUUGCAGGAGCCAUUGCUAAUCUCUGUGGGAACGAUAAGUUGCAGAUGAAGCUAAGAGGUGAAGGUGGUAUAAAGGCUUUGCUAGGAAUGGUCAGGUGUGGUCAUCCUGAUGUUCUAGCUCAAGUUGCUCGUGGAAUUGCUAACUUUGCAAAGUGCGAGUCUAGAGUAUCUACUCAAGGGACCAAAGCUGGAAGAUCUCUUCUUAUUGAUGAUGGCGCACUUCCAUGGAUUGUACAGAAUGCUAACAAUGAAGCCUCACCAAUCAGGCGCCAUAUUGAGCUUGCACUCUGCCACUUGGCACAGCAUGAAGUCAAUGCAAAAGAUAUGAUCAGUGGAGGUGCCCUGUGGGAGCUGGUUCGCAUCUCGCGAGACUGUUCACGGGAGGACAUAAGGACUCUUGCAUAUCGGACAUUGACUUCCAGCCCUACUUUCCUGGCUGAAUUGAGGCGGCUACGGAUUGAUUAUUGAUUUUUUGUGCAAGUAGACGUGGGCUAAAUAGAUCAACCAGCCCGGGUUAGUUUUAUUACCUAGAUGGAUCAAUUUUAUUAGGAUAAAAAACGAGCAUGAAUGCUGUGAGACGUGAGAUCCUCCCAAAGAGUUUGGGUGAAAAAGGGCCAGGUAGAGGUUUUGUAGUCUUCAUGUAAUUGCUUUCAUGAAAAACAAAUUUAUUUGUUAAUUAUUUUUGUUGCCGUGAAAUCUCAUUUUUUGAAUGGGAUUAGGUUCAGUUGAGUAGAACGAGUCCAGGAGUAGCAUCUUCUUGUUGUAUAUAUUGAUUGUAUAUGAAAUGAAAAGAAAACAUUAUUAUUA